Molecule: messenger RNA, 2184 nt
Organism: Lates calcarifer (barramundi perch)
Lineage: Eukaryota; Metazoa; Chordata; Actinopteri; Centropomidae
Gene: cdc6
Product: cell division cycle 6 homolog (S. cerevisiae)
Exons: 12
Coding region: 158-1879 (573 amino acids)
Biological process (GO): cell division; DNA replication initiation; mitotic DNA replication checkpoint signaling
Cellular component (GO): nucleus
Molecular function (GO): DNA replication origin binding; ATP binding; ATP hydrolysis activity
Source: RefSeq, a predicted model, not a curated record
CGCAGCUGGUAGAGGAGGAGGAAGAGGUGUUUUGGCGCAAGCUGCAGGAGAGGACGGUCACAGAGGAAGGAAGAGAGGGCUUCAGGACACCAGGAGACACUAGAAGACACUAGAAGAGACUCUACUCUGAGCAGAGAAAACUUUUAGAAAGGUCAAAAUGCCCAGCACACGCUCUCAGGGCCGAGCUCAGCCCACGCUUCAGUUCCCCCGACGCAAGUCCUGCAGAGUUUCCUCCCGCUCCAAAACGCCUCAGCCCCAGAAGUCUCCGAUCUCCUCACCGACCAAACCGGAACCUCAGCAGCACCUCGCCCCGACCCGGAUUGGACCACUCUCCCCGAGACGUCCAGCCGAUCAGCCCGUCCUCCUGUCGCCCAGACGCCCACCACCCUCAUCUCCUGGUCUCCAACCACGGCUUCCCCUCAGCCCCCGAAAACGCACAGGUGAUGAUAACGGCUGUAACCUCGGCGCCGCCCUGCUGGGUUCACCUCCGAAGCAGAGCAGGCUGACCCUGGCCUCACCCCGAAAACUGGGCCUCGACGAGAACUCACCGGUGUUAGCUCGCCGUCAGCUCGUCCCCUCGUCACCACGACAGCCGCUCUCUCCCACGUCCAGACCGUCCCCGAGACGUCAGGAAACGCCCGCUGGAAGCCCCGCUCAUCAGAACUCGGAGAGGAAGCCGCCGGUCGUUCGUCUGUUCGCAGAAAAGUCGAGGUUUCAGAGCGUGAAGCAGGCGCUCCACACCGCCGUCCCCGAGCGGCUCCUGUCCAGGGAGGCCGAGCGGGCGUCCAUCCGGUCUUUCCUGGAGGAGAAGGUGCUGCAGAGUCUCCCCGGCAGCCUCUACAUCUCCGGAGCUCCUGGCACUGGCAAGACAGCCUGUCUCAACUGUGUCCUGCAGGAGAUGAAGGCCGAGCUGUCGUCGGUGCAGACGGUGGUUGUGAACUGUAUGAGCCUGAGGAGCUCCCACGCCAUCUUCCCUCUGCUGGCCAACAAGCUGAAAGCGUCCGGCGGGCAGAACGGCCUGCAGAGGCUGCUGACGGCCCCGGGCCCCGCCGUGCUUCUUGUUCUGGAUGAGAUGGACCAGCUGGACAGUAAAGCUCAGGAUGUCCUCUACACCAUCUUUGAGUGGCCGUACCUGCCCAAGUCCCGCCUCUGUCUCAUCGGCAUUGCCAACGCUCUGGACCUGACGGACCGGAUCCUGCCCCGGCUUCAGGCCCGGCCUCACUGUCGCCCCCAGCUGUUACACUUCCCUCCCUACAGCCGACAGGAGCUCAGCGCCAUCGUACAGGACCGACUCGCACAGGCGUCGGCCGACGGGAUCCUCGAUGCCUCUGCCGUUCAGUUCUGCGCCAGGAAAGUGUCGGCGGUGUCAGGAGACGCCAGGAAAGCUCUGGACAUCUGCAGGAGAGCUGUUGAGAUCGUUGAGUCUGAUGAGAGAAAGAAAGCAGCCGAUCCAACUGAAACUAAAGAGUCCCGGGUCAGCCUCCCUCAGGUCGCUCGGGUGCUGUCGGAGGUGUACGGCGACCGGAUGGCGUCUCAGAGCGGCGGCUCGGAGGGAGAGAGUUUCCCCCUGCAGCAGAAGCUGCUCGUCUGCUGCCUCCUGCUGCUCAUCCGCAACGGAAAGAGCAAAGAGGUCGUCCUGGGAAAGCUUCACGAGGUUUACAGUCGACUGUGCGCUCAGCGGCAGGUGUCAGGAGUCGGUCAGGGCGAGUGUUUGUCGCUCUGCAGUCUGCUGGAGAGUCGAGGAAUCUUCGCUCUGAAGAAAGCUAAAGAGGCUCGUCUCACCAAGGUGUUUCUGAAGAUCGAGGAGAAAGACGUUGAAAAUGCUCUGAAGGAUCGGACGCUGCUGGGAAGCAUCCUCGCUGCAGGACUCCCCUCAUAAUCACUUAUUUAUUUUUUAUCUUUCUUUUUUUUUAAGUUGGAACAUUUGAACCAAGAAUUUUCACUGGUUUACUUUUUAUUCUCAUUUUUGCUGGGAAUUUGUACAUUUAUUUUAUUUUUUUCUGAAAAUAUUGACUAAAAAAAAGAUUUUUCUUUUUAUCUUCAGCUGGUGUUGGUGCUCAGUUUUGUUUUGUUGAAAAAUGUUGAACCUUCACAUCAGUUAUGAAACGACAGCAUUUGUUUCAGUUGAAAUUUGAAACGUUUCCAUUUUUAUGCUGUAAAUAAACAGAUGUACAGACGUUUUAA